Molecule: messenger RNA, 2128 nt
Organism: Cololabis saira (Pacific saury)
Lineage: Eukaryota; Metazoa; Chordata; Actinopteri; Beloniformes; Belonidae
Product: NADH dehydrogenase [ubiquinone] flavoprotein 1, mitochondrial-like
Exons: 10
Coding region: 163-1584 (473 amino acids)
Biological process (GO): mitochondrial electron transport, NADH to ubiquinone
Molecular function (GO): FMN binding; NADH dehydrogenase (ubiquinone) activity; NAD binding
Source: RefSeq, a predicted model, not a curated record
AUCCUCUUACUUUAAUUAAUCUGAAGCAGCAGACCUGCACUUGGACUCGUUCAUCAGCGGGGCUUUGAAACAUGGUGUGGACCGUGUGAGGAGUCAAACGGAGAGGCUGGUUGGAGGAGCAGUUUAGGAAGAGGUCGUCCUAGCUAGAGAGAGCCCUGCAGGAUGCUGCUGCUUCCCUCACGGAUGCUGUGGGCCGCUGUGAGGCGACAGGCCGCUCCGCGGGUCACCUACAGCUCUGCGGUGCAGCCACAGAUAAAACCCAAAAAGUCCAAGUUUGGUCCUCUGAGUGACGAAGACCGAAUAUUCACAAACAUAUAUGGCCGGCAUGAUUGGAGACUCAAAGGUGCUCUCACUAGAGGCGACUGGUACAAGACUAAGGAGAUCUUACUGAAGGGCCAGGACUGGAUCCUCAAUGAGGUGAAGAUCUCGGGUCUUCGGGGCAGAGGGGGCGCAGGAUUUCCCACCGGCAUGAAGUGGAGUUUCAUGAACAAACCUAGUGAUGGCAGACCCAAGUAUCUGGUGGUGAAUGCAGAUGAGGGGGAGCCCGGGACGUGUAAAGACCGUGAGAUAAUGCGUCAUGACCCCCAUAAGCUGAUAGAGGGUUGUCUGGUGGCUGGGAGAGCCAUGGGCGCCCGGGCUGCAUACAUCUACAUCAGAGGAGAGUUUUACAACGAGUCAUCAAAUCUACAGCUGGCCAUUAAUGAAGCAUAUAAAGCAGGGCUGAUAGGGAAGAACGCCUGCGGUUCAGGGUAUGACUUCGAUGUGUUUGUGAUGCGGGGAGCUGGAGCUUACAUCUGUGGAGAGGAGACAGCUCUCAUCGAGUCUCUUGAGGGCAAACAAGGGAAACCUCGUCUCAAGCCGCCUUUCCCUGCAGACAUAGGUGUGUUUGGAUGUCCAACAACAGUGGCCAAUGUGGAGACGGUUGCUGUGGCGCCUGCAAUCUGUCGUCGAGGUGGGGCUUGGUUUUCCAGCUUUGGGAGGGAGAGGAACUCUGGGACGAAGCUGUUCAACAUCUCGGGCCACGUGAACACCCCGUGCACGGUGGAGGAAGAGAUGUCUAUUCCUCUGAGAGAGCUCAUAGAGAGACAUGCAGGAGGAGUGAGAGGUGGCUGGGACAAUCUAUUAGGAGUGAUCCCAGGAGGGUCCUCCACUCCCAUCAUCCCUCGACACGUGUGUGAGGAUGUUCUGAUGGAUUUUGAUGACCUGGUCCGCGCAGAGACAGCCUUGGGAACUGCAGCUGUCAUAGUCAUGGAUAAAUCGACUGAUGUGAUCCGAGCUAUAGCACGUUUGGUUGAGUUCUACAAGCAUGAGAGCUGUGGCCAGUGCACCCCCUGCAGGGAAGGAGUGGACUGGAUGGAUAAAAUCAUGUGGAGGCUAGUGAAAGGAGACGCAGCGGUGUCAGAGAUCGACAUGAUUUGGGAGCUCAGCAAGCAGAUUGAGGGUCACACCAUCUGUGCUCUGGGAGAUGGAGCUGCUUGGCCUGUACAGGGUCUGGUACGUCACUUCCGGUCAAUCAUGGAAAGCCGCAUCGCACAGUAUAACAAGAAAAACCCUCCGAGAGAGCCAGGGAUCGAGAUGAUCUAACACGGGAAAUGCGCUGCAAACAAAACCUUAUGGAUAUUCUCUUAUUACUCAAUCGUUUUUUUUUUGUUUUUUUUUAACAGUUUUGAAAGAGAAACUAUUUAGUCAGAGCAAGUUCUUAAAGAUGUAACUAUUUGAAAAUGUAUGAUUUAAUUCUAUUAUACUUCAUAUUUACUGUUUUUAAUUAUUUCUUUCUCAAAUAUAAAGAAAAAAAUGAAGAACCUUCAAUAUGAAAAUGUAGCAAUAUAAACAACAUUCUUAGACACAACAAUAAAUUAACUUUUAUUUCAUAAAGGCCUGAAAUGAAUUCAGUAAAUCUACUAAAGUAUCCCCAAUAUGAUCUGUACAAAAAAGAAUUGGCUUAGGAAAAGAUGUCAUGUUGAUGAAAAAAAAGUGACAGAAAAGGGGACAAAAAGAAAAAAAUAAACAAAACUGGCCAGUGAUCAGGAUCUUUGUCCUGUUACAUUUCUAUAUUUUUGAAAGACACUGCUCAGAUUCUUCACAAGUUGUGGUUGAAAAAAAAAAAAAAAAAAAAAAAAAAGAAGAA